GGAAAAGGUGUGGUGGUUUUGUCACAGUGUGAAAUUCCUUCUAGGACGUCAACGCUUCAUCUUUUCGCUUCAGUUGAAGACUUCUCUAAAUACACGAAAAUGUCUGUGUGGGAUGACUUGGAUCUGCUCUUAGACUCCCCCUCCUCACUGACCAUGACAUCCGGGUCAAGAGGAACUGUAAAGGACAAGCCAAACUUUAAAGUGGAUGAAGAUGUGUCUGCACUGAGGAAGGCCAUCGAGGGCCUCGGUACAACAGAAAAAACAGUGAUUGAGGUGUUGACCCAAAGAAGCAGUGCUCAGCGUCAGCUUAUCGCCAAAGCCUAUGAGAAGGCCACAGGACGGAAAUUAGUAGAUGACCUGGAGGGCGACACCCAUGGAGACUUUGAGGACUUGUUAGUUGCCUUGGUAACGCCCCCUGCUCUCUUUGACUGUAAUGAAGUAAUAAAAGCCAUCAAGGGCGGCGGCACCACAGAGUCCACGCUGAUAGAAAUCUUCUCCUCAAGGUCCAGCAGACAGAUCAAAGCUCUGUCUGAAGCUUACCAAGCAGAAACGGGAAAUUCUCUGGUUGAGGAUCUGAAGUCGGAGGUUUCUGGAGAGUUUGGAAAAGGACUGCUCAUACUGGCUGAGGGGAAGAGAGAUGAGAGCACCCAUGUGGAUGCUGCCAAAGCUAAAGCAGAUGCUAAGAUGCUGUACGAAGCAGGGGAGAAGAAGUGGGGAACGGAUGAGGAGAAGUUCAUUGACAUCCUGUGUCACAGGAGCAUCCCCCAGCUCCGACAGACUCUGGUUGAUUACAAGAGCAUCAGCAAGAAGACUUUGCAGGAGAGCAUUGAAGGCGAGAUGUCUGGAGACCUGGAGAUGCUGCUGGUGGCUGUCGUGAAAUGCGUGAAGAACGUUCCUGCAUACCUCGCGGAGGUGCUUUUCAAGAGCAUGAAGGGUGCAGGGACCACGGAGAGCAUCGUCACCAGGAUCAUCGUCAGUCGCUCAGAGGUCGAUUUGAUGGACAUCAGAGUCGAGUACAAGAAGCUGUUUGGAGUUUCCCUCUACUCCGAGUUGGAGUCUGAAGUGGGAGGCAGUUACGGAGACGCCCUCAAGCAUCUCUGUGGCCAAGAUGACUAACUCCUCCUGACUCCUGUGAUGAGAAACAUAUGGUUUACAGUGCAGCAUUACUCCAUUAGAAAAGGGAACAUGAAGUCACUGACCAUUUCAUUCCUCUGAUAUAUUUUCCUAACACUGAAGAUAACUUGAAUUGACCUAGAAAAGCUUUUUAAAAAGGUGGAAUUCCAGUAAUGUGCAACCAGACAUUGAUGUAACUUUAAAACUAUGCAGACAUCAAGACUUUAGAAGCUGUUGUUCAUGGAUGUGAAGAUGCUGUUGAAUAUCUGAAUGUGUAAAGUUGUCUGUAUUUCAUGAAACUAAUAUAACAGAUAUCUUCUAGUAUAUUAACAGUUGCACACAAAUAGAGAUUGUAAUAACUUUCACAUUUACCUAAAUAAAAAAAUAUAUUUUACUGUGG
Messenger RNA from Limanda limanda (common dab), 1513 nucleotides. It is a transcript of the gene anxa3b, whose product is annotated as annexin A3b. Gene Ontology annotation, molecular function: phospholipase inhibitor activity; calcium-dependent phospholipid binding; calcium ion binding. Gene Ontology annotation, cellular component: cytoplasm. Lineage: Eukaryota; Metazoa; Chordata; Actinopteri; Pleuronectiformes; Pleuronectidae. Bases 100 to 1116 code for a protein of 338 amino acids. The record is from RefSeq and is a predicted model, not a curated record. The transcript has 14 exons.